AUGCCUUCUCCACUCUCUACCGUUGUGCUUCUUGCAUCCCUUGUUUCUAGCGCCCUAUCAGCUCCAUCCCAGUAUGACUUUAGCAAGAUCGAUCCCAGCCAGAUCAUUCAAAGGGAUGUCGUUGUCGUUGGAGCCGGCUCCGCUGGUCUCCACGCUGCUAUCAACCUGAUAGACCACAACAAAACCGUCAUGGUCAUCGAAAUGAAGUCACGCGUGGGUGGACACUUUGAGACCGCCAGAGACCCCAUCAGCGGCCGCAGUGCCGAGGCUGGUGUAGUUAUCCUCCACAACGAGCCACAAGUGAAGCAAUUUUUCGGCCGUUUCAACGUCCCGUUGAGGAACAUUUCCCUCAACGACCUUGGUCCCAGCAGCAGGCCCGUGGACCUCAGGACCGGCCAGCUCAUUCCCGCCGGAGCCAUCCAACAGCCUUCUCAACAGGCUCAGGCUCAGGCAUUCCAGAAAUUAGCUGCUUUUCUGGCCCAGUACCCGGAGCUUGACAGGGGACUGUUCGUUAAGGAGCCCGUCGCUCCUGAGCUACUCAUGCCCAUGGGUCAGUUGAUCCCGAAACUUGGCCUCGAGCCAAUUGCCAACACCCUAGCUGGACUUGUUUCGAACAACGGCGAUUUCCUCAACACCCCAGUCAUUCAGGUUACUCGUAUAGUCGGUCUGAGCCUUCUCCAGACCAUUGCCGGCGGUAGCUUCCUCACCAGCGCAAAGAAUGACAACAGCGAGCUUACGGACAAGGCUGGCGCAGAGUUGGCUGCUAAGAAGAGUUUGCUUCUCAGCUCAAAGGUCGUUCACACCAGGCGCCAAAAGCAUGGUGUCCAGCUUGUUGUCCAGACCCCCAACGGUAUCAAGUACAUCUGCGCCAAGAAGCUCCUCAUGGCCGUCCCUCCGCGUGUCGAGGCUCUCCAGGCCUUCGAUCUCCGCCAGAAUGAGAAGGACAUCUUCAACAAGCUCAUCGCUACCGGUUACUACGCGGCCAUCCUCAACAAUACCGGUCUCCCGGCUGGCCAGAGUUACGCCAACGUCUCACCUGAGAAGCCUUACGGUAUCCCUGAUCUCCCUACUACCUUUACGAUCAGCGCCAACCCCAUCCCCGGCACUUUUACCGCUUUUUACGGCACGUCUGCCAGUAGGUCUGCCUACGCCGUCUCUGACGACUAUGUCAAGAGCCAGAUGAUCGCCAGCAUCAAGAAGCUCCAGGCCGCCAACCCGCAGACAGCCAACCAGACGCAGCCUGAUUUCUUUUACUAUACCGCACACCCUCCUUACGCGAUCCAGGCCAAGCCGGAAGACAUUCAGGCGGGCAUCUACAGGAAAAUGUAUGACCUUCAGGGACAGGACAGCUGCUUCUGGACCGGUGCUGCAUUCAGGGCCGAGGACAGCAGCAAUAUCUGGCGCUUCAACUUGGAGGUUGUCCUCCCAGCGCUGCUCAAGUCGCUCUAG
Molecule: messenger RNA, 1449 nt
Organism: Pyrenophora tritici-repentis Pt-1C-BFP
Lineage: Eukaryota; Fungi; Ascomycota; Dothideomycetes; Pleosporales; Pleosporaceae
Product: Monoamine oxidase
Molecular function (GO): oxidoreductase activity
Source: RefSeq, a predicted model, not a curated record